This is a messenger RNA of Chroicocephalus ridibundus (black-headed gull), 5448 nucleotides long. RefSeq names its product matrix remodeling associated 8 (gene MXRA8). Gene Ontology annotation, biological process: cell adhesion; cell differentiation. Lineage: Eukaryota; Metazoa; Chordata; Aves; Charadriiformes; Laridae. Bases 168 to 1478 code for a protein of 436 amino acids. The record is from RefSeq and is a predicted model, not a curated record. Gene Ontology annotation, cellular component: cell surface; membrane. The transcript is spliced from 10 exons.
AAUCUGCAGAAUAUGAGCUGCUGUCCACAGCUUUCUGGAUGUAAAUUGAUGAGGUCAUAGUGUUUUCCAGUUACAAAAAAAAAAAAAACCCACACCAAACCAAAGUUUAAAAAAAAAGUCUUCAACUUGUUUUUCAAGAGAGACGAAAACACGGAGAAGCUGAAGAAAUGGAGCAACUAGCAAAACUCCUUCUGUGGCAGAUUUUGCUUCAGCAAAGUUCUGUUUGUUUAUAUUCAGUACCAGCUGAUGCCUCAAACCCGGACAGCGUUGUAGUGUCGGUGUUAAAUAUCAGCGCUACCUUGGGGUCACAGGCUGUCCUCCCCUGCAAGAGUUACCGCAUGGUGUGGACCCAGGAUCGUCUGAACGACCGCCAGCGUGUAGUCCACUGGGAUGUGUACAGCAAGUACUAUGGAGAUAACAAGAUGGAGAGGCUGUGUGACAUGUAUUCAGCUGGAGAUCAGCGUGUAUACAGCUCCUACAACAAAGGGAGGAUAUUCAUGCCCAAGAAUGCAUUUACAGAUGGCAACUUCUCCUUGGUGAUCAAAGAUGUUGCAGAGAGUGAUGAAGGCACGUAUUCUUGUAAUCUUCACCAUCACUACUGCCACUUAUACGAAACUGUGAAAAUCCAACUAGAUAUCACCAAGAAAGCCGAGGAUGCAAACGAGUACUGGGAUGGGGAAAAGCCUGUGAUUGUUGCCCUAGAAGGCAGCACAGUGAUGCUCCCCUGUGUGAACCAUAACCACAUCUGGACCGAACGGCACAGUGAAGAGGAGCAACAAGUGGUCCACUGGGACAGGCAGCCCCCAGGGGUUCCUCAUGAUCGGGCUGACCGCCUCAUUGAUCUGUACGCCUCUGGAGAGCGCCGUUCUUAUGGACCUCUCUUCAUUCGUCAGAAGAUGAACAUCACUAACACAGCCUUUGCCCUGGGUGACUUUUCCCUGCGGAUUUCAGAGCUGGAAAGUGCAGAUGAGGGCACUUACUCCUGCCACCUGCACCAUCACUACUGUGGCCUGCAUGAACGCAGGAUCUACCAAGUCUUUGUGACAGAGCCAGUGAGAGAGAAGAAGGUGGUUAACCUUACAACUCAUAACAUUGCCCCAGCUGUAGAUCCAAAUGUUGUCAGGGGCCACAACGUAAUAAAUGUCAUCAUCCCUGAGAGCCGGGUGCACUUCUUCCAGCAGCUGGGCUACGUCCUGGCAACUCUGCUGCUCUUCAUUGUCUUCCUCAUCAUCAUUGUCCUCGUCACCCGCAAGCGCCGGCAGAGAGGUUAUGAAUACAACGUGAAAAAAUAUGGAGAGAAGGAUGUGAAUCUUAAAGAAUUUACAGUCGACACAACAGAUCUGACUCAAUACAAAAGCGAAGACAUCAGACUGGAUUACAAAAACAACAUCCUGAAGGAGAAGGCCGAGCAAGCCAGAAGCUUCCCAGCAAAGCACAUUGAUUUAGACAAAGAUUUCAGGAAGGAAUAUUGUAAAUGAAGACGUUCCCAAGCUGCUGGCUGGACCAGAAGCUUCAAUCAAAGAUAGAUAAAUGGAAGAGAGAUGCCUUUUCUUAAUACCAUGUCCCUCCAGUUACCAUAGGUUUUUUUCACGUAGACUUUCUCCCCACUAAGCACAAGGGUAUUUGCAAGUGCUUCUUGAAAGAGUUAGACCAUCUGUCUUGUGUUCACUUAUGGUGGGUUUGGGUCGCCUUUUCUUCUUCUGUUCUCCCAGUCCUCCAUUCCCCUUUUCUUUCUUGGUAUUAUUGUUGGUUUUAUGCAUCAAUGAUUUUUAUGAGCUGAAUCAGCAGGCCUUUUGCUUUGAUGUUACUGCUUUAAAUAAACCAACCUGCAUCACUAAUCUUGAGCCAUCAUUAUAUCAGGCAUUGUUCCAUGUAGUGUAUUCAUCAGAAAAAAUAAUAGCAAAGCCUGAUUGUGAUCUCCAAUAGGCUGGCGUAAAUCAGGAGGAGCAGUACUGUCACAUAGCACUUUACAUAUUCCAGGGGAAGUACAAAGAGUACACCCCUUCACAAAUGACGAUGGAAAUACCUCAUUUUAUGAAUGGGGAAAUGUCAAUAUCCUCAUUUUACAGGGAAAAGGGAGGCACACAAGUGACCAAGGGUAGGGUUGGGAUCAGCUCCAAAGAGCUCUGGAAGCCUGACUCUGUAUUUCUCGCUCUGAGCUUGUUUCUUGAUUUGUUUUUGUUUCAGUGCAGACCAAAUCAAAUUUGGCAUGAGCAGACACUUACAGAUGAAGUUGAUGGAGUUACAGUGCUGUAAUACCAGUCUCAGUUAGAUCAGAACCAGAAAUAUUAUGGAAAGGGCUAAACUCCUUUGUGGAAUCUGGAAUGUGAUUUUCCUGCAGUCCUUGGGUGGAACCAGGCCACACAGAGCUUGUGUGCACAUCAAAACAAAGGUAUGAUUACAGCACAGGUAGAGAGAUUGUUAAAAGGAAUAGCUUCUCAUGAGCAGACCGUGAGGAACAAGAGUGAGAACACACUCCACGGAAGAGCCUGUCAGGAAUUUUCAUGGGCCAGGAUAUCAGAGGGGGAACUGAGGAGCGAGAUGAGUCCAUUCUUGUGGAUUUUGGCAUAGCUUGGGGGAGCAGAUACCUGCGAUAGUGGGGCUGUAGGGAGUUCUACCUAUCAACAGUGUGUCAGAUGGGGAUGUCCAAAAAUUGAAAGCCAGUAAUUCAGUGUUGUAAUCCAAGAAAGUUAAAGCAUCAGGAAGGCCGGAGAAUAUUAACAGUUCUACAUAGCUCCUCUGACUACCUGGGAUAUCCUGUGGCACCAUUACCAAACCAGGCACACCUGCGGUCCUUGGAGGACAGAAGAAAAAGUCUUGCCUGCUGUUGUGAGCAUGAUGACAGUGGCUUGUGUUCUUGUUGUGUAAGAGUGAAGGUGGCCAAGGAUUGCCAGCCUGCUCUUUGGUGAUCUGAGGAGAACGGCAGGGGGAGGGAUUGCGGAUGGGCUUGGUGACUGAAUGGAACUGGGAUAGGGGCUCCAGGAUGUUGCGGAUGGUGGAAAUGUGAAGAGGAGCUUGUGUGAAACUACUGUGAGGGAGGAUGUGAGGGUGAUGGUGUGGUUUCAGUCUUGAAGUAGUGCUUUGCUUGUGACUGGAUUUCUUGCUGGGGAUGGAGAAUUCUGAGGUCUUUGCAAGUGAUGAAGUAGCUGUGGUCCAAGGAAAGCAUCUCAGUCUACCAGCUAAACAAUUGGGAAUGUGACCUGCUGCCUAGUAUGGUAUGUGUCUUGGCUGUUGUUUUAGCCACCCUUGCCACUUAUCUGGGAUCGUGUUAGUGCCACCUAAUAGGGCACAAGUUUGGUCAAACCAGAAAGAGCUGUUGUCAUGGCUGGGUGAAGCUCCCCACUGCAGGAGCAUGUGUACUGUAAGGGCCCAGUGCUGUUCUGAGAGCUAUCCAACGCUAUGGGCCUCCCUAGUGUAGGAAUCAAUGUCAAGUCCCAUUCCUGCCCCGUUCUUUCCACCCCUACCCACCUACCAACAAUGUGGUGGGUAAGGCCUCCUAUGUACCAGAAGGAACUGUCUCCUCAGAAGGUAGGACGUCAGUACUUUGAUGUACACCUCUUACAGGAGUGGAAAGUGGACCAUGUCAAUUUUUAUAGGUAUUGAUACUUCUCUCUGUUAAUGAGGACUAUGUUAAAUGUAUUGGGCACCCUUAUUUUUAAUGCCUUCAAAUAUUAAAAAUAUUAAUAAUAGAAUAUAACAGUAGAGGUGGAGACGAGCCUUCUUAAGCUACAGCUGGGCACCUCCUUAUCUUUUAGUUUGCUUAGCCUUCCCACUGCUCUCUGGACAGUUUUUGUGACUUGCGAUUAACUUGCCUUUAUCUUCACUUAAGAUUCACCCCUACGAAAGUGCUGGGACUGGGCAGACCCGUGACUAGUGGAGAGAAGGGUCUGGGCUUGGGCCCAGGUCCCUCUUUGCCUGCCCUUCCCCCAGAGCAGACGGCCAUUCUUAGGCUGCCUUUGGCUGGACCUGAUUGAAACACAAGCCGCAUUCCUGCAGGUGCAUAAUGCUGCGCUGGUUAUUCCAUCAGGGUGGCACAGUCUCAAGUAAUUGUCAUUAAUGUCUUUCUCCCUCCCUUUCAUGUCUGUGAGUCAAAGGUUGGAGAUCUUUACUUGCCAGUUCAAAUUGCUUAGCACAGCUCAUAUAGACACCAGCUCAAAGUGGGGUUACUCAUAAACUCCAGAGGCAUUUAAAUAUUUUAUUUGACUUCUAGGCUGCAAAAUAGCUUAAGGGGAAAAAAUUUAAUAUGUUCUCUGAAACAAGCACUAGGAAGAGCUUUAUGAGUUCCUCAUCCUUGCUUUGAUCAGCGGUUUAAAUUUGGUAGUGGUCAGACAUGCCAGUAUAACCCUAGACUGAUCAAGAUGGGAGUCCAAGUUGAGAUUAUGGCCCUUUUUUCUUCAGGAGAGGCAUGUGCUGUGUGAUUGCACUGAUGAUCAGAACAGUGGUUUUCAAAAGCAGCCUGCCACAUCCAGUGUGUAAUUUAGUGUGUUAAAAUUCUGGCUGAGAGAGAUCCAGGCAAGACUGUGGGAUAACCAGCUGUGUUUUCAAACCCUUGAAAAAAAGAGAGAGAGAAUAAUCGAACAUUAAACUGAAGAGUUUUGUUUGUUUGUGUGUUUCUUAAUAUAGAGGAAUUAUCAAAGGUUACUUGCCCUUAAAUACUGCUGAGAAGCUCUUUAGGUCCUUUUCACAUGGACUUUGUAUUCUGUCAGUCUUUGGCAUUGGCAUGAAGUCAACGUAGCUGAUCUUGCACGUGAAAAUCAGAAAACUCAACUUGGAAUUAACCACUAGGCCAGGGGCAGGACCACUGCUUUCUGUUCCCACCCUGCCGUCAACUCAGCGCAACUCUAGGCAGGUUGGUUUUCACUCUCUCUCCCUCCUCUCAGCCUUUCUUUCCCUAAUAUGGGACAGUAACUUGCCUGUUGUGGAGAAACAGUUUUUUACUGUGUGUAGCACUUUGGUAAACAUGCUUUGCCUGAGUUAUUUGAAGUAGUGCUCUCGCUGUACUGAUGGAACGCUGCAUCUGAUAGACUUCUUUACCUGUCACUUUGCAGGCUCUUGACAGGCUUUGCCUCAGUCUCCUUGGUUUCCCGAGACAUACAUUUUAUGUUCAGUUACUUAACAUAAUAAUAACCCCUAAUAUUUUUAUAGCAAUUAUUUCUCAGUGAGUAUUCUAGCUCAAUGAGGGCAGAGAAAUGAAGGUCUUUUUUAGGGUAAUGUAUGGAAUGUAAGCCCUUGUUGUUGUGGAACAAGGAAUAGGUGUAUGGCAGUGACCUUAAAAGGGGUUAAAACUGAGACUAGAACUAGAGCCCCCUCUUUUCAGCUCUGCGCACACUCUGCUUCCUCUCCAGACUUGUUCCAUAAAGCUUGGGUUUCUUUUCUUUGUUGUAACAGAAUUAAUUUCCAUUAUUAUUGUUACUUAACUUUUACCAUUUAUCAUUGUUGUGUAACUCU